This is a messenger RNA of Geodia barretti, 768 nucleotides long. The record is from the annotation of a GenBank genome assembly. NCBI's taxonomy places the organism in Eukaryota, Metazoa, Porifera, Demospongiae, Tetractinellida, Geodiidae.
CCCCAUUGGCCCUCCAAAAGACCACCUCCCCCCUCUAAACCACACCCCAUUUCCAAGUCAACACUCACAAGAUCCAAAGGAGCCUAGAAAGGGGCGUGGGCAGGAUAAUAGGGGACGUCGUGACAAAGAAAUGAAGAACAAUCCAAAAAUGGCAGCACAUGUACCAUUUCCAUGGGUCAGUGGAGUGGCUGACAAGUCGAGUCGAUGCCCUCGAGCAGUCUAACCUGGCUACUGCGGGAGGCAAACUGGACUCACUACUCCUAUCAAUGGAGGGAGAGAUUUCAGAGCUGACUGAUGAACGACAGCUGUCCCCCGAGACCGAGAACACGCUGCUCCUCUCUCUCGCUGGACUCAAACAUGUACGGGAUAUUCUUCUGAACAAGAUUGCCUUCAGUGGUGCCAUGUUGAAAGAUGAACAUAAUGUUAUCGUGCAGAGACCCCAGGAAGAUCUAAAUAGAGCCCACCCUCUGGAACAGUGCGCUAGGACCUCCUCACAGGUUUCGCAAGAGGCUCUCACCGUUACCGGGAGCAACGGGGAUGCCAUGUCGCCACGGGAACCUGACACGCCCCCAGCAAGUGUGCCACACCCACUAAUGAGCAGUGGAGAGAUGGACCAGUCGACUGGUGGUGAGGGAGAUGAGGAGGCUGAUUGGGUUAAUGUAUCAGUACACGCCCACCCUCUGGUGAAUUCUGACUCCUAGCAACCACCACCCCCACCCCUGCAAUCAGUGUUUCAUUAUAUAAUAUUGUUGUGUGAUCAAAUUUGAA